Adineta ricciae is the source of this 498-nucleotide messenger RNA. The record is from the annotation of a GenBank genome assembly. Lineage: Eukaryota; Metazoa; Rotifera; Eurotatoria; Adinetida; Adinetidae.
AUGACUGAAGAAGAUUUAUCAGCGUUGGUCACUUCGAUUGACGAGAAUGAUAUUGAAAUAAUUUCAUCAAAUGGUGCAGAUUUCACUGAUCAAUUGCAUUUCAUGCACGAUCAUUUCGCACCCACUAGUCGACAAAUGGAAGCUUCGUUGGCACCAACGAUUUCAAUGAUAAACACAACAACUGGAAGUUCACAACAUGAAGAUUUGGAGGAAUUCGAAGAUGAAACAUUCAUGGAACGAAUUUAUGGUUUAACCGAAAUGUUUCCAGAUUGGUUGCAUCGAUUUGCUCACAAAUCUUAUCAAUAUUCAAAAUAUGCCGGUGCUUUUAUGAAAAAGUCCAUUUGGUUUUGUAGUUCAUCCUUUCUUGUCUUAAUCCUUCCAAUUCUUGUUCAAAUGGAAUUUUCACAAGUUGCAGAUAUGCAAGCAGCACAGACACGAGAAAUUCUUCUUGGACCAUCCGCUCAAAUCGGUUCACAAAGUGUUCUUGGCCUAAAAUAA